CAUUAUCGAGACGCGGUAGAGUGAAGAUCAGUGAAGGAAAAAAUCCAAGAAAAAUAAAAAGCAAGCGUGAGUGUUGGAUUGGAUAAACGCUUGUAUUAUAUAUUUCCAAUCACAUCCAUUGUCGCAUUGCAAGAAAAUAUUUAACAUUCAUUGAUCGUCAUAAAUGUGAAAGUGUAAGCUGUUGAAUAAAGAAGAAAAAAAUAAUUAAAAGAAAGAAGAAUGGUGCACGCUGUAGAAGUUCGCGGAGCGUACAAAUAUUAUGGAAAGGCAAAAGAUCCUAAAAUCGUCUUGAAUCGACUGAACAUGACAGUUGAACCUGGAUCAAUCUAUGGUUUGAUGGGCGCGUCAGGUUGCGGUAAAACAACAUUGCUGUCAUGUAUCAUCGGAAUGAUACCACUCGAUGGUGGACAUAUUACAGCUUUGGGUAUCCAAACUAAGUUGAAUGAGAUACAAAAAGCCGGCCCAAGAAUUGGAUACAUGCCACAAGAAACCGCCUUGAUUGGUGAAUUAACAAUCAAGGAAACAAUUUAUUACUUUGGAAGAGUUUUUCAAAUUGAUUUGGUGCGAUUACAAGACCGAUACAAAAUGUUGAAGAACUUGCUAGAGCUUCCCAGAGAUGACCAAAGAGUUGAAGAAUGUUCUGGUGGACAACAGAGAAGAGUUUCAUUUGCUGCUGCAAUGAUUCAUGAGCCUGAUCUUCUGAUUCUUGACGAACCAACAGUUGGCCUUGAUCCGAUUCUUCGUGAAAAGAUUUGGGAUUUUAUGUUGCAUGUGACGAGAACAAGUAAACUCGCAAUUAUCAUCACAACUCAUUACAUUGAUGAAGCAAAACAAGCGGAUCGUUGUGGAUUGAUGAGAAAUGGAAUUUUGUUAGCAGAAGAUACACCGCGGAAUAUUAUUAGUCAUCACGAGGUUGAGAACCUCGAAGAAGCUUUCUUAAAGCUUUGUAUGAAGCGUGGAGUUUCCGAAGAUGCCGUUGAAGAUGACAAAGUUCAAACCAAUGGAAUUUAUCCAAACGGAAAUAACUAUGAACUUGAAGAACGUCCCGAUCCCGAUCAUAUAGAGUCACUUGAAAGCCCAACACAAACACAACAACAGUCAUCUGAAGCAAGUGAUGAGAAAUUCAUACGAAGAAAGUAUGCAUGGGUUACAAUGAGAGCUCUAUUCACGAAAAACUACUUGCAGAUGAAGAGACAACCUGCUGGUGUGACCUUCAUGGUGAUUGUGCCCAUUUUACAAAUUGUCUUCUUUUAUUUAGCAAUUGGAGGAAAUCCCAUUGGAUUAAAGAUUGGAGUGGUUGAUGAUGAAGUGAUGAAUUAUGAAGAUUGCUUUAAUUCGUCAUUGAUAACAACAAUUUCACAUUCUGAUGGCGAAUGCGAUCUACACAAAGUAUCUUGUCGAUUUCUCCACGAGCUUAAUGAUUCGAUAGCCAUUAAACAAUAUUACAAAACAUACGAAGCAGCGUAUGAAGAUGCAAAGAGAGGGAAGAUUAUUGGCUUUAUGUAUUUCGCUAGCAAUUACACUGAGUCAUUGGAUUUUAUUCAGAAAAAUGGUAGAUUUUCUGAUGAUGGUUCGGCAACGAAUAGUAAAAUACAAAUACGGAUAGAUCAGUCAGAUUUGCAAUUAACCUUUUUUACCCAAUUACGCUUCUAUCAAACGUUUAAGCAGUACAUUCAAAAUAUGAUGGUUGACUGUGGUUAUCCGGCUCGACUCGGCACAAUUCCUAUGUCUUUUGAACCACCAAUUUACGGUUCAUAUGAUGCUGACUUUAAACACUCAAUGGCGCCACCAAUGAUUAUGGUGAUGAUGUUUUACAUUGCUGCUGGCUUAACUGUUGCAAUCUUCAUUGCUGAUCGUAAAGAAGGUUUUUGGAAUCGCACACUUUUGGCUGGCGUGACAUUAAAAGAACUUAUGUUAGUUCAUGUUCUAACACAUUCUGUUAUUCUUUUAAUUCAAUUGUUGGAAACAAUUCUCUUGAUUGCUUUCGUGUUUGGUGCUGAGAAUAGAGGAAGUAAUGCGGCAGUGCUUUUCCUACUAAUGAUGUUGGCAUAUUCGGGAAUGUUUUUCGGAAUUCUUCUUUCUGUCGAGUGCAAUGAUCUCAGGGAAGCGAAUUUCGUGUUGACGGGAAUUGCAACGCCUAUGGUCGUGUUAGCAGGAAUGUUUUGGCCAAUUCAAGCAAUGCCUUGGUUCCUUCAGUGGUUCUCCUACUGUAUGCCAUUCACAUUAUCAUCAAUAGCAGUACGAAACAUCAUGUUUAAAGGUUUUCCAUUCUUCCAUCCAUCCGUGUUACUCGGAUCAACUGUUGUGACGCUUUGGGCUUUCUUUGCCAUCUUUAUUGGACUCAUUCGAGAGAUUAAAAAAAUCAAUCACAAGAUGAAUACUGUGGAAGUUCGAGGAGCUUUCAAAUAUUAUGGAAAGGCAAAAGAUCCUAAAAUCGUCUUAAAUAAACUGAACAUGACAGUUGAACCUGGAUCAAUCUAUGGCCUAAUGGGUGCGUCUGGAUGUGGUAAAACAACAUUGCUGUCAUGUAUCAUCGGAAUGGUUAACCUUGAUGGCGGUGAAAUCACAGUUUUGGGACAUCAAACAAAAGCCAAUGAAAUUCAGAAAGCCGGUUCAAAGAUUGGAUACAUGCCACAAGAAACCGCCUUGAUUGGUGAAUUAACAAUCAAGGAAACAAUUUAUUACUUUGGAAAGAUUUUCCAAGUCGAUUUGGAGCGAUUACAAGACCGCUAUAAGAUGUUGAAGAACUUGCUAGAGCUUCCCAGAGAUGACCAAAGAGUUGAAGAAUGUUCUGGUGGACAACAGAGAAGAGUUUCAUUUGCUGCUGCAAUGAUUCAUGAGCCUGAUCUUCUGAUUCUUGACGAACCAACAGUUGGCCUUGAUCCGAUUCUUCGUGAAAAGAUUUGGGAUUUUAUGUUGCAUGUGACGAGAACAAGUAAACUCGCAAUUAUCAUCACAACUCAUUACAUUGAUGAAGCAAAACAAGCGGAUCGUUGUGGAUUGAUGAGAAAUGGAAUUUUGUUAGCAGAAGACACUCCGCGGAAUAUUAUUAGCAGAUAUGAAGUUGAGACCCUCGAAGAUGCUUUUGUCAAGUUAUGUAUGAAGCGUGGAGUUUCUGAAGAAGCCGCUGAAAUGACGUAUGAAAAUAAUAACUCUGAAGAACAUGAAAUGAAUCAGAUAACUGAAGUACAAGCAGCUAACAAAACUGACCAUAAAGCGAAUAUUCCUAAAAGAGAAUCGUUUCGAUUGGAUACGAUACGAGCAUUGUUAACAAAGAAUCUUCUUCAAAUCAAAAGACAACCAGCUGGAAUUGCUUUUCUUACCAUUGUUCCAAUGAUUCAAAUUCUCUUCUUUUACCUUGCAAUUGGGGGGAAUCCCAUUGGAUUGAAACUUGCAAUUGUCGACAAGGAAAUAACAAAAUACGAAGAUUGUUCAAACUCAUCUUUUAUUUCUACGUUCAUUCAUGACAAUGGAUGUGAUUUGCAUAAAGUUUCAUGUCGAUUCCUAAACGAGAUAGAUGACGAAACUGCCAUUAAAGUAUUUUACACCAACUUUGACGACGCUUAUGCUGACGCUAAAAAAGGAAAAGUUAUUGGAAUCAUUCAUUUUGCUUCAAAUUUCACAGAAUCGUUGGGGAAAGUUCGUGUAUCGGAUGAAGACAUUGAUGAAGUUACAAAACGAAAUAGUCAAAUUAAAAUCUACAUGGAUCAGACAAAUCAACAGCUGACAUUCUUUCUUCAACGAAGGCUUUACUACAUUUACAAGGAAUAUUCAGAAGGGAUGUUAAUUGAUUGUGAUUUACCGAAGAAGUUAGAUAACGUGCCAAUUGAGUUUUUACAACCAAUUUACGGAACUUAUGAAGCAGAUUUUAAACAGACAAUGGCACCGGCAAUGAUCAUGGUUAUGAUGUUUUAUAUUGCUGCCGGUUUGACGGUUGCUGUUUUCAUUCAUGACCGUAAAGAAGGUUUUUGGAAUCGAACACUUUUAGCUGGCGUUUCAACAUCGGAAAUGAUGCUCGCUCACAUUAUGAUUCAUUCAAUGAUCUUGGCAAUUCAAUUAUUUGAAGUCAUUGUUUUAGUUGGACUUGUUUUCAAAACAGAAAAUCAUGGAUCGUUUUUUAUCGUUGUCUUGAUUUUAGCGCUACUAGGGUUGGCUGGAAUGUUCUUUGGAUUAUUGCUUUCAUGUGUUGUUGAGAACUUCAUGCAAGCAAAUUUAAUUAUGACAGGAUUAUCACAACCAAUGAUUGUUCUUGCCGGAAUGUUUUGGCCUCUUGAAGGAAUGCCAGCAAUUCUCAGAUACAUUUCAUAUAUUAUGCCAUUCACUUUACCUUCUAUAUCAGUUCGAAACGUUAUGGCUAAAGGCUACACAUUCUCUCAUCCAACAGUUCUUACUGGAUUUGGUGUUGUUAUUAUAUGGACGGUUGGGGGAGUUCUCUUAGGAUUAAAAGCCUUACAAAAUAAGAAAUAUAGUCGAAAUUCUUAUGAAUUGAAAUCAAAAGGAAAAAAAAUCAACAUGAAUGCUGUCGAAGUUCGCGGUGGUUAUAAAUUUUAUGGCAAGGAAAAGGAUCCGAAAAUUAUUCUUAAUCGCCUUGACAUGAACGUUUCCCAUGGAUCAAUCUAUGGAUUACUUGGCGCAUCAGGUUGUGGAAAGACAACUUUGUUGUCAUGUAUUGUGGGAACGAAAUUCUUUAAUGAAGGAAAGUUGAAUGUUUUGGGUGGAACGCCAGGCACGAAAGGUUCUGGAGUUCCGGGACCAAGAAUUGGUUAUAUGCCACAAGAAAUUGCAUUGGUUGAAGAGUUUUCCAUCAAAGAAACAAUUUAUUAUUUUGGCAGAAUUUAUGGAAUGUCAACAGAACGUAUUCGAGAGAGAUACAAACUUUUAAGAGAACUUCUUGAUCUUCCAUUUGGAAGCAAACAGAUUGGUCAAUGUUCUGGUGGUCAACAAAGGCGAGUUUCAUUUGCUGCUGCAAUGGUUCACGAGCCCGAACUUUUGAUUCUCGACGAGCCGACAGUUGGACUUGAUCCAUUACUUAGGGAAAAAAUUUGGGAUUUUUUAGUUGACACGACACGAACCAGUAAGCUUGCAGUUAUCAUUACUACACAUUACAUUGAGGAAGCCAAACAAGCCAAUUGUAUUGGAUUAAUGAGAAACGGAAUAUUAUUAGCUGAGGAUUCCCCACAAAAUAUUCUUACUCGAUAUGAAGUUGAUUCACUUGAGGAUGCUUUCCUUCAUUUAUGCAUGAAACAUGGCGUGUCAGAUGAAGCUGAUCAGAAUCUUAAUCAUGUUAAAACAACACACGAAAUCACGGAUGAAACAGUGAAAUCAAAUAUGAAAGACAAAACAAUACAAAGACGUAACUCUAUUGACUCUGACAAUUCAUCCGACGCGUGUUGUGGUGGUGUUGGCGAUAUAAAUUGCAAUAAAAAAAGUUUAAUGAAAAAGCUUCAAUUCACCACAAAACGUCGAAUGAAAGCUCUCUUGGCCAAAAAUUUUUUACAAAUGGUUAGACAACCCGCCGGAAUGGUUUUUCUUCUUUUCUUUCCCAUCUUUCAACUUGUGUGCUUUUAUGUUGCUGUUGGGGGAAAUCCCAUUGGACUCAACAUUGCAAUUGUCGAUGACGAAUUAUCAAGCUUUAAAGAUUGCUUCAACACAUCACUCAUCACUACAUACGCUCAUGAUGACACCUGUGAUUUACACAAAGUCUCUUGCCGUUUCAUUAAUCAAAUCAACGACUCGGUUGCCAUUAAACACUUUUAUAAAUCAUUUGACGAGGCUUAUAAAGAUGCCAAACAGGGAAAGGUCAUGGGUGUCGUUUAUUUUGCCAAGAAUUUCACAGAAUCAUUAACAGACAUUAGAGAUAAUGGACGUCAUGCAGAAGAUGGAACAUUUAUCAACAGUGAAAUACAAAUCUACAUGGACAAUUCUGACCAACAAUUGACAUUUUACCUCGAAAAGAAACUUCGGCAAACUUAUCUCGAGUUCGUACAAAGCUUAAUGGGUGAUUGCAACUUACCAAUUAAACUCGGUAACAUUCCAAUUGAUUUCAUGGAUCCAAUUUACGGUUCAUUUGACGGCAUAUACACCGAUUACAUGGCACCAGGUGUUGUGAUGACAAUGAUUUUCUUCCUUGCAACUCUUAUCACAUCAACAAUCUUUAUAACGGACCGGUUAGAGGGGAUUUGGGACCGCACACUAGUUGCUGGGAUUUCAACAUCAGAGCUUUUGCUUGCUCACAUCAUAACACAAUCAGCAGUUAUGUUAGUGCAAUGUGGUGAAAUUGUUGUGUUAGCAACUUUCAUAUUUAACACACAAAAUCAUGGUGACAACUUCACUGUUGUUUUUCUCUUGAUGAUGCUUGGAUUUGCUGGAAUGCUGUAUGGAUUGUUUAUUUCCAUUUUCUGCGAUUCUCAUACAAUGGCGAAUUUCAUGGCGACAGGAAGUUUUUAUCCAAUGAUCAUUCUUUGUGGCAUCUUCUGGCCUCUUGAAGGAAUGCCAGUUUAUCUUCAAUACAUUGCUUUUCUCUUGCCAUUCACUUUGCCUUCCAUAGCUGUCCGCAAUAUUUUGGCCAAAGGAUGGACGAUCGCACAUUCGUCAGUAAUUGCUGGCUAUGGAAUCACAACUGUUUGGAUUGUAGUAUUAUUAACUUUAUGUUUAAUAGGACUUAAGAUUAAAAAAAUGGUGUCACUUCGAGAUAAACAGAUAAAUGCAAUUAAGCAAAUGCUAAACUUGAAUCAGCCUUUAACCAAGACGUUAGCUGCUGAACCGGUUUGGAAACUAUUAGUGUAUGACCGUGUAGGUCAAGACAUUAUUUCACCUCUGUUGUCAGUUCAGGAGCUUCGAGAAAUCGGAAUAACACUUCACAUCCAACUCCAUUCUGAUCGUGAUAGUAUCCCUGAUGUACCAGCAAUCUACUUUUGUGCUCCAACAGAAGAAAAUUUGGGAAGAAUCGCUCAAGAUUUCCAGAACGGGCUUUACGAUGUGUACCAUCUUAACUUCAUUACACCGAUCUCAAGACAAAAACUUGAAGAUUUAGCAUCAGCAGCAUUACAGUCAAGUUGUGUUGCUAACAUUCACAAAGUUUAUGAUCAAUAUCUGAACUUUAUAACAUUGGAAGAUGACAUGUUUAUUUUGAAACAUCAGAACAGUGAUUCAAUGUCGUAUUACGCAAUAAAUCGUGCAAACACGAAUGAUAUUGAGAUGGAACAAAUGAUGGACAGUAUUGUGGACAGUUUAUUCUCAGUUUGUGUAACACUCGGAAAUGUUCCAAUAAUUAGAUGUCCUAGAAACUCAGCAGCUGAAAUGGUCGCAAGAAAGCUUGAAAAGAAACUACGCGAGAAUCUUUACGAUGCUAGAAAUAAUUUAUUUCAUAUGGAUGCAACACAAGCAGCAAAUUUCAGUUUUCAACGCCCAUUGCUUGUCAUUUUAGAUCGCAAUGUUGAUAUGGCGACUCCGUUACACCACACAUGGACAUACCAAGCACUUGCACAUGAUGUCAUGGAUUUAUCCUUAAAUCGAAUUAUGAUUGAAGAAGAUCCUGAUAAAUCAGACGGCGGUGCUCGAAGGAAGACUAAAUCUUGCGAUUUGGAUAAUCGUGACAAAUUUUGGUCAUCUCAUAAAGGAAGUCCAUUUCCAACAGUCGCUGAAGCGAUUCAAGAAGAAUUGGAAUCGUAUCGAUCAUCGGAAGAUGAAAUUAAAAAACUUAAAUCAACAAUGGGAGUUGAUGGGGAAAUGGAAGUUGCAUAUUCAAUGGUUAAUGACAAUACAACACGAUUAACAAAUGCCGUCAAUUCAUUGCCACAGCUUAUGGAGAAGAAAAGAUUGAUUGACAUGCACACGAAAGUUGCAACAAGCAUUCUCAGCUCCAUCAAGACACGGCGUUUGGAUUCAUUCUUUGAAUUAGAAGAGAAGAUCAUGUCGAAAUCUAUUCUAGAUAAAGCUUUGAGUGAUCUUUUAAGGGAUCCGGAAUUUGGAAGUGUCGAAGAUAAAAUGAGACUUUACAUCAUCUUCUACAUAUGCACCAACGUGCCAGAAACUGAAUAUCGUAGACUCGAAGGAAUUCUUAAUGAAGUUGGAUGUGAUUUAUCUCCAAUGGCUUAUGUACAACGAUGGAAAAGUAUCAUGACACGAUCAUCGACAUUGAACACAAAUCAAUAUGAAGGAAGUGGAACAAAAACUGUCACAAUGUUCUCCAAGUUACUCACACAAGGGUCAUCGUUUGUCAUGGAAGGAGUGAAAAAUCUUGUUGUGAAACGUCAUAAUCUUCCAGUGACAAAAAUCACUGAUCAGCUGAUGGAAUGUAAAAAUAAUGUUGAAAUCGAUGAAUAUCUUUAUCUUGAUGCGAAGCUUUUAAAAGGAGGCGAUGUUGCGCCGAGAAAUCGUUCACCAUUCCAAGAUGCAAUUGUUUUUGUAAUCGGCGGUGGUAAUUACAUUGAAUAUCAGAAUCUUGUCGAUUUUAUUAAGCAAAAAAACACGUCAAACACAACAAAGCGAAUUAUUUAUGGAUCGUCAACAUUAAACAAUGCAAAGCAAUUUUUAAAACAACUUUCGCUUCUAGGACAGGAGAUCAAGGACGGAAACUAAACUUUCAUAUGUAAACAUAAAUAUUAUUUUUAUUUUUAUAGGUUUUUGAUUUGAAAUUCUUUUUUAUAUUAAUAUAAGAAGAAAAAAAUAUUUUUCUUGUUGUUAUUAUUGUCAAUAAAUCAUAAUUAAAUAAGCGGUAGAAUGAGAGAGAAAAAACGAAGUAGAAGAAGAAAAAAGUCAAAACAAAAGCGAAAGAAACAAAACAAAAUAUUGUUGAAACGCAAUUGUUGACAUUCAACCAAGAACUUAUGCAAAUUUAAAAGAAUUUGUGGGUUUAAAAGAAGCUGUUAAUAAUGGAUAAACAAAUAUUUUGAAUGUAUCUUCAAUGGAAUGUGAUUAUGAGACUCAUGAUGAAUGUUUCUUUAAUAAAUUUAUCACUUACCACCUGUCAUUUAUGUGAUGAAAGCUUUUUUUGUUCUUAUCACAAAACAUUAACCAUCCGACGAGCGUCAUCAGCAGCUCGCAGACGAGUUGGCUCUCCCAGUAAAUUUGUGGCAUUUCCAUCGAGACUCGCUCAAUUUCGAAAAGAAAAAAAUGUUUUAAGCGAACAUGUGGCUCUCAUUCUUUCCUACUAUUAAAGAAAGAAAAAACUUUUUAAUGGAUAAAAAUGUUAAUAAAAAUAAAACUGUUUCGAAAACCAGUUUCCAUGUCAAGAAGAGAGAAGAAAAAAAGCAUCUUCGAGUUCUGUUGCUCGCAAAAAUGCGAAAUGCCUUCUUAAUUGCG
Messenger RNA from Clunio marinus, 9303 nucleotides. Lineage: Eukaryota; Metazoa; Arthropoda; Insecta; Diptera; Chironomidae. The record is from the annotation of a GenBank genome assembly.